AUGAGCUCUACUACCAUUCACCAGCCUGGAGAAGAUGGAUGCCCUGCCAUCGCCAUAGUUGGCAUGGCAAUGCGAUUGCCGGGAGGUGUGCGAUCCGCUGCGGAUUUCUGGCAAUUGCUAAGUGAAGGCCGUGAUGGAAAUUGCGUCGUCCCGGACUCGCGGUAUAGCGAGGAGGGGUUCUACUCGGAUUCUGGCGCGCAUUCGGUCAGAAUGCGACACGGGUACUACCUUCAAGAAGAUCUGGAAACAUUAGACACCUCCUUUUUUGACAUGGAUGGACUACAGCCCUCUCGGAUGGAUCCACAGCAAAAGAUGCUCCUUCAGGUGGUAUGGGACUGUCUCGAAAACGCUGGACAGGUGAACUGGCACGGAAAACCUAUUGGCUGCUUUGUCGGUACUAUGACCAUCGAGACUGGUUGUUCCUCUUCCCUGGUUGCUCUGAAUCAAGCCUGUCAGUCUCUUAUUCUGGGAGACUGCUCUGCUGCUAUUGUGGCUGGAUCCAAUCUGAUCUUCACGCCCACUGUUGAAAUUCAUGGCUCGGGCCUUAGCGUUCACUCCCCAUCCGGAAUAUCCAAGUGCUUUGAUGCCUCCGCAGAUGGGUAUGGUAGGGGCGAGGCUGUUAACGCAGUUUUUAUCAAGCGGUUGGAUGACGCUAUGCAGGACGGUGACCAUAUUCGAGCUAUUAUUCGAUCUUCUAUGGUUAACUGCGAUGGUCGAAGCCCUGGAAUCACCACACCGUCUGCCGAGGCACAGGAAAGGUUGAUACGAGAAACAUAUAGGAGAGCAUUAAUCGGCGAUCUCUCGCAGACUGCCUUCGUUGAAUGUCAUGGCACCGGUACCCUAGCAGGUGAUCCAAUUGAAUGCUCUGCGAUAGCCAAGACAUUCCUUAAGGAAAUAUAUAUUGGCUCGGUCAAAGCCAAUGUUGGUCAUUCCGAAGGAGCAUCUGGACUUACGAGCCUCAUCAAAGCGGUCCUCUCUUUGGAAAACAGGCUGAUACCGCCCAACAUCCACUUCCAUCAACCCAAUCCACGAAUUCCCUGGGACAAUGGACGUCUUCGUGUUCCCAAAAAGCUGAGUGCGUGGCCUAAAAAUCGAAAGGAGAGAAUCAGCGUCAGUAAUUUCGGUAUCGGGGGCUCAAAUGCACAUGUAAUCCUUGACUCAUUCUCAUCUUCCAUGCCCACCGCUUCGGCUGAAGAUGACGUGAAAGAAUUAAAGCCCCUGCUGCUAGUUGUUUCUGCAAAGAGCCAGGAGGCCCUAUUGCGCCGAGAGCAGAGUCUGCUGAAGUACAUGAGCCUGCACCCGAGUCGUCUGGUGGAUCUUGCACAUACCCUUGGCUCCCGUCGUGAACAUCUUUCGCAUAGAGGCUUCUUGAUCAAUACGGACGGUAUAACUCCGGAUAUGGGAGCCAUCAAGCAUUCCAUUGCCGGUCGGCCUCCGAACUUGACUUACGUGUUUACGGGCCAGGGCGCCCAGUGGGCCGGCAUGGGCAGAGAAUUAAUGGAAUCGCUCAAAAGCUUCCGUGAUGAUAUAAAGUCAUUGGAUACUGCCUUGCAAAAACUGGAAAGGCCCCCCUCGUGGAGUUUAGAAGUCGCACUUGCAAAUGCAGAUGUUGAUCAGAUCAACACGCCUCAGCUCUCUCAGACUCUGUCUUGUGCACUGCAGAUCGCAUUAGUAAAUCUUCUUGCUAAAUGGGGAGUUGCACCCGCCGCAGUUAUCGGUCAUUCUAGUGGCGAGAUCGCAGCUUCAUAUGCCGCGGGAGCAAUAACAGCAGAGUCUGCAAUUGCCCUGGGCUACUAUCGUGGUCUGCUAGUAGACGAACUGGGCAAAGCAGGAUCAAUGGCCGCCAUCGGCCUUGGCCGAGAGCAAGUGGCAUCGUAUCUACGAGACGGUGUUGUCAUAGCGUGCGAAAACAGUCCUAAUAGCGUCACUCUAUCUGGAGAGCCACGUCAAGUCGAGGAGGUGAUGAACAAGAUCAAAUUGGAUCACCCAAAUGUACUAUGCAGAAUGCUUCGCGUGAAUAGAUCGUAUCAUUCAGGUUCGAUGACCGCCGUUGGCAAAGUGUAUGAAACCAGCAUUCGAUCCUACAUUAAGAGCCAGGCAACGAUGAUCCCAAUGUAUUCUAGCGUUACGGGACAAAUAAUUGUGGACCCGAAGCAGUUCAAUGCCAAUUAUUGGGUCCAGAAUCUUGUAUCGCCUGUGCUUUUCUGGGGCGCCGCCGAGUCCAUUAUGCAGGAGCAUGCGAGGCCGUUUUUCUUGGAAAUCGGUCCACAUUCUGCUCUUGCGGGUCCUCUUCGUGAAAUCUUCAAAUCCGUGGGUGAUGUGAAAAAAGAAAUGUCGUACGCUUCCUGCCUCAUCCGCGGGCAAUGCCAGGAAACAUCCCUUUUGGUGGCAGCUGGGGAGCUAUUCCUUGGGGGGAUUCGGCUGAACUUUGAGGCGAUCAAUGGCCACGGGAAGGUCCUCACCGACCUUGACCCUUACCCCUGGCAAAGUGGAGAGGUUGAAUGGUCUGAGAGCCGAAUAACACGAGAAUGGAGAUUCCGCAAGCACGCCCACCACGAGCUCUUGGGUUCUCGGGUCGUCGAAUCGACGCAGCUUGAGCCUUCGUGGAGGAAUAUGCUCCACAUCGACGACGUGCCCUGGAUUUGGGACCAUCGUAUCCGGGGGUCGACGGUGUUCCCUUGCGCCGGAUAUAUCGUUAUGGCUGGUGAAGCAAUGCGGCAGAUCACUGGGUGUGAUAAAUAUCGCUUGCGGAAUCUUCGCAUGAGUAAAGCAUUGACGCUCGACGAUCGCGACCGAACAGAAAUUUUAUCCAAUUUCCGACCGGCUCGACCGACGGAGGAGUCUGGCUCAGGGUGGACUAGCGCGAAACGAAACAACCUCACCGGCUGCACGAGAUAUAAGAGGUCUGCCAAGAUCUCCACCGCCAACUUGGAGAGAGAUGAAUCUUUUGGUACCGUUGAUGCUCCUACCAUCGAUCAAUGCCUGCAGCUUGUAGCAGUUGCCAUGUCCAAUGGUCUGUCUCGGAAAUGCAGCGCAGUAGGAAUGCCUGUGUAUAUUCAGGAGGUCUUCGUUGGCAAGACAGGGCCAGACGUGUUUCUUGAAGCAACCGCAGAGGGGACGACUCUCGGGGGGACCUCUGGAUCGGCAACUGCACAGUGGGGAGCCGAAGUGGGAGCAAAGCUUGAUGGUGUCGAGUUUAUGGGCUUCGAUGAAGGUUCUCCGGAAGACGGCGACCAGAAACUCUGCUCAAACCUUGUGUGGGCCCCAGACGUGGAUCUGGUUCCAGCAGGGUACUUGCUCUCGCCCUCAAAACCUGCCAUGUCUAUCAUUAAUGAGGCGUAUGCUCCAAGACAACAGUUCUUUGACAUGUGCAUCAUUGAAACUGCUCGACGAAUUGCUGAUUUGGAACCAGUCUCCGAGCACCUUCGCAAGUAUCAAAAUUGGAUAACCACAAGUUCAGCUGCGAUCCACAAAAAUCUCCGUUCUGGCGUUCCAGCUAAGGACAGGGAGUUCUUGGGAGUGCCUAGAGAAAAGUGGGCCAAAAUCCUGACAGGUCUAAAGCGGCAGAUCGAUGAAACGAUACCACUCACUAGACAUUUCGCAGGACUUUCGCUCGUUAUUUUGGAAAACUGCACCGACAUCCUACAGGGGAGAUGCCAGCCACUGGGUCUACUAAUGGAAAACGACGGUUUAUCCCAGCUGUACGGCACUGGCGAUAGCAGAAAUUAUGAGGAGUUUUUGAAGCUCCUAGGGCACUCUCAACCCAAUCUUCAGAUCAUCGAGAUUGGAGCGGGCACUGGGGCAACGACAGCAAGGGCCCUACAAUGCCUCCAUACUGAAGGAAAGGUUCGUCAGUAUUCGCGCUACAUGUUUACUGAUAUUUCUUCGGCCUUUUUCCAGCCAGCAAUGGAAAGGUUCAAAGAACACGAAGCCAUCGAAUUUGCGGUUUUAGAUAUUAGUCACCCUCCGGCGGACCAGGAAAUUGAGCCCGCAAGCUUUGACCUAGUUAUUGCGUCGAAUGUGCUCCAUGCUACAGGCAGUAUACAAGAGACCUUGAUAAAUGUCAAAUCCCUUCUGAAGCCCGGUGGGCGGGUCCUGAUCGAAGAAAUUUGCUCUGAGGCCCAACCAAUCGACUUCAUCAUGGGUGUGCUCCCCGGUUGGUGGAUAGGGGGGAAAGACAACCGUGUCGACGCCCCAUAUAUUUCGGUAGAUCGUUGGCAUAGCGAGCUACGAGAAGCCGGCUUUGAAAAUAUUCAAUCGGCCCCGGGUGAAGCAGAGAUCUACAUGACCUCAAUACUAGCAUCUCUCCCCCCACUACUGCAGAGUGAAAAGUGCACAGUGAACAUACUCUACAAUUCGCAGAGACAUCCAUGGGCAAUCCAAGUUGCUAAAAGGAUAGAGGCUCUCGGGUUCCCCGUCCGUUGGUGUACCAUUUCAGAUCCACCGCCUGCCAACCAAGACGUCAUUUCCUUCCUCGAUACUGAGGAGCCGUUCUUGUAUUCUUUGACCGAUGCCCAACUUACCCAGCUUCAACGGUAUCUUUCGUCUUGUAUCUCCACUCGUGUUCUAUGGAUGACUCGCAGCUCCCAGAUGUGUUCUCCAAAUCCCCGUUAUGGGUUGACACUGGGUUUCGCACGGACAAUGCGCACGGAAUACGAAAUGGACUUUGAUACGGUGGAGCUGGAAGAGCUUGACCAGGUCUCAGAACAAGCUGUUGUUGAAAUUUACCAAAGGUUCCAUCAACAGAGAUUCCAAAAGGGUGAAACUGUGGACCAUGAGUAUGCCAUCCUAGAUGGAGUGGUUCACAUUCCUAGAUACCACUGGAGCAAUCUGUCUGAAAACUUACUUGGGGACCCUUCUCCAGCAAGCCCCAAAACCCUCACAGUCGAGCAGCCGGGAAGUCUGGACUCCCUCAAGUGGAUUGAGAAUGAUUUGCCCACAUUGGGUAGGGACGAGGUCGAGAUCGACGUGAAAUUCGUGGGCCUCAACUUCCGGGACCUGAUGGUGGGUCUCGGAAUGUUGCAAGGCAAGAACGAUAUUGGAUUAGAGGGAAGCGGAGUGGUCCGACGUGUAGGAAGCGAUGUUGCACAUCUCCACGAGGGAAGUCUAGUGGUAUUUCUCGCCUCGCCAGCUUUUAGUACCCGCAUCGUCGUUCCAGGGGCUCUGGUUGUUACGAUACCUGCUGAGCUUCCCUUGGAUCAAGCAGCCACAAUUGGAUGUGCAUACACUACCGCAGUGUACUGUCUGCUGAGCGUGGGACGACUGCAAAAAGGUCAGUCGGUGUUGAUUCACUCUGCUGCGGGCGGAGUAGGGAUCGCAUCUAUCAUGAUCUGUCAGAUGCUCGGCUUACAGGUCUUUGCGACGGUCGGUAAUCAAGAAAAGGCAAAGUAUCUCACCGAAACCUUUGGAAUUCGGAAAGAGCACAUUUUCGAUUCUCGGAGUACCUCCUUCGCGCCGAAUCUGCUGAAAAGAACCCAGGGCCGAGGCGUCGAUCUAGUCCUCAAUUCUCUAGCAGGAGACCUCUUGCUAGCAUCAUGGGAUUGUGUAGCUGAAGGAGGCAUGAUGGUGGAAAUUGGUAAACGCGACUUGAUGGGUCAUGCUAUGUUACCCAUGGAUCGGUUCCUUGCCAAUAGAUCCUUUGUUGGGGUGGAUAUUCUUUCCCUUGCCAAAUCACGACCCCAAGUCGUGCUAGAGUGUUUGAAUCAAGUCUCUACGCUCUUAGCCAAGAAAUUGAUCGCGCCUAUUCAGCCGAUGCAUACCUUCGCAGCUGGUAAAAUCACCGAGGCAUUCAAGUAUAUGCAGGAAGGGAAACAUACGGGAAAAAUUAUCGUUGAAAUGCCAGACGACACUAGAAAGCUACCCAUAUCCAAAGCCCCAUCACGCAUCUCCUUCUGCAAUGAUGGCGCCUAUCUCCUUGUGGGUGGUCUAGGUGGGUUAGGUCGUGCAGUGGCGCAAUGGAUGGUUGAAAAUGGUGCCAGACACCUGGUCUUCCUUUCACGGACUGCAGGGACCAGUGACAAUGACGCCAAUUUCGUCCACGACCUGGAACUCCAAGGGUGUUACCCCCUCUUGAUCCCGGGUGACGUGGCCAAACUGGCGGAUGUCAAAAGAGCAGUUGCUGCCAGCUGCAAGCCGAUGAAGGGAGUCAUCCACAUGGCAAUGCUAAUGAAGGACUCUCCCUUCUUUAGCAUGACCCAUGAGCAGUGGACAGAAGCACUGCGCCCCAAAGUCGAGGGAGCGUGGAACCUACACGACGCCUUGCAGUCUGCUGAUCUCGACUUCUUCGUCAUGUUCAGCUCCGUCGCAGCAGCGGCAGGCUCUGCUGGACAAGCAAACUAUACAGCGGGCAAUACCUUCCUCGGUGCCUUCGCGAGAUAUCGCCAGUCCUUGGGACUGGAGGCCUCCGUCCUCGAUGUUGGUUGGAUCACCGAUGUUGGCUAUGUUAGCCAGCGUCCCGAGCUCUUGGACGUUAUGCAGUCCAAAAGCUUCAUUCCACUACGAGAAACUCAUCUUCUAGGAGCCAUGCAACUGCUCUUGUCCCCGCCCAAGUUGGUCGAUGGGGUGGCAUCCAAGUUCCGUGACGAGAAUCAUUUGUCGAUCGGACUGGGUCUCCUGUGGGUACAGGCUUCCGGUGAUGUACGAUGCAAAGAUGCCCGUUACCGCCACGACCCAGCAGUAGGAGUCACUCGCCUCGAACCUCGCUCAUCAGAAGAGAGCACUAUCAAAGGUCUUCUUCAUGCCGUGGAAGAGAAUCCCGAAAUCUUGAAACUUGCUCCUACUGUCGAACUUCUUACUAAGAAAAUGGCGCUUUUAAUGGGGCCAUAUUCGGCCGCGGUCAAGAACGAAGAUUGGGCGGCCAUGGCUGAGAUCUCGGUUGACUCGCUAGUAGCUGUGGAGGCUCGAGCGUGGUUGAAGCGCAACCUAGGGGUUGAGCUUGGCCUUGUCGACAUCGCGACUGCGGGCACUGUUCACGGCGUCGUCUCUCUAACAAUGGCUGCGCUGAGCCUGAAAUACUCCGUGAAACGUUAG
Molecule: messenger RNA, 7029 nt
Organism: Penicillium arizonense
Lineage: Eukaryota; Fungi; Ascomycota; Eurotiomycetes; Eurotiales; Aspergillaceae
Product: type I polyketide synthase
Exons: 17
Coding region: 1-7029 (2342 amino acids)
Biological process (GO): fatty acid biosynthetic process; secondary metabolite biosynthetic process
Molecular function (GO): oxidoreductase activity; fatty acid synthase activity
Source: RefSeq, a predicted model, not a curated record